UUCAAUCUCAUCUUUAACAGAGCGCAGGACUUGAAAACUAAAAAGCAUCACGUCCCUCUGGUUGACCGGACACCGCUGGAGCCGCCGCCCAUUGUUGUUGUUGUGGUGGGACCCCCUAAAGUGGGAAAGAGUACUUUAAUCCGGUGUCUGAUUCAGAACUUCACCAAGCAAAAGUUGACAGAGAUCAGGGGGCCAGUCACUAUCAUUGCAGGCAAGAAGCGGCGGCUCUCCAUUAUUGAGUGUGGCAACGAUAUUAACUCAAUGAUCGACUUGGCCAAAGUGGCUGAUUUGGUUUUGAUGCUGACUGAUGCCAGCUUUGGCUUUGAAAUGGAGACAUUUGAAUUCCUGAACAUCUGUCAGGUCCACGGUUUCCCUAAGAUCAUGGGUGUCCUCACCCACCUGGACACCAUAAAAAACAACAAGCAGUUGAAGAAGACAAAGAAAAGAUUGAAGCAUCGGUUCUGGACUGAGGUCUACCAGGGUGCAAAGCUCUUCUACCUGUCAGGAAUGGUCCACGGGCAGUAUCAGAAGCAGGAGAUCCACAACCUGGGCCGAUUUAUCUCAGUGAUGAAGUUUCGCCCACUGGUCUGGCAAAUGGCACAUCCUUACAUCUUGGCCGACAGAAUGGAAGAUCUGACCAACCUUGAGGAUGUGCGGGUGAACCAGAAGUGUGACCGUAGGAUAACAAUGUACGGGUACCUGCGUGGGACGUACCUCAAGGACAACAGUCAGGUUCACGUACCCGGUGUUGGUGACUUCAUGGUGAAUAAAGUCGACUUCCUUCCAGAUCCCUGCCCCCUUCCAGAGCAGCUGAAGAAACGGUCGUUGAAUGAGAAAGAAAGGAUGAUCUAUGCCCCAAUGUCUGGUGUUGGGGGGAUUAUUUAUGAUAAAGAUGCCGUGUAUAUCGAUUUGGGUGGAAGCCAUGCACACAGAGAUGAGGAGGAACAAAGGCCAACCCAUGAGCUGAUGCAGAGUCUCAUUACGACACAUAGCACCAUUGAUAACAAGAUGGUUUCCAGCAAAGUCUCCCUCUUUAUGGAUUCACAUCCGCUGGGAUAUGAAGAAUUAGACGAAGACAGAUGCAGAAUGCCAAAAGAGGAGAAGGUGUUAGAUCCUGGGAGUGAGCGCAUGCGUCGCAAGGCGGUGUUUGAAGAUGAGGGUUGUGAGCAAAUGUCUGAAAGUGACGAGGAGGAUGAGCAUGAAAAUUGUGAUGAAACGGAGAGUGAAGAUGAAGAAACAAGCAGCAGUCCAAAGCAGACUAGAGAAGGAUGUCAUCCCCAGCUGCCCGAAGCCGUGCUGCUGGAGGGGAUGUGCGCAGGAGCUGCAGAGGAAAGGCCAGCAUUCGCUGAUGCUGACGACAGCCUGGAGGUUGAGUCAGAGACGGAAGUGACCGAUGGGUCCGAUGGGGAAGAGGACAUCGUUAGUGACUCUGCAGCGAGCUCCUUGCAUUCUGAUAACCAAGAAACACAGGAGGAAAGUUCGCAAAGAGGUUUGAUCAGUAUUCGGAGAGAUCAGGGGCGAACGAUGUCAGAGACGGAUACUUCCGAUGAUGAUGAAAGUCCGGACAUGGUUGUGCAAACGACAGGGAAAAACACGACGGGCCCAGAAUUGUCAGAGGGUCUGCAGAAUCGGAGAACGGGUAACGUGGAAGAAUUACUUAAAGGCGAUAUUGAAGAAAAGACUGACAUAAAUGAUGAAACACCUGGUUUGUUGAAAUGGAAGGAAGGGCUAGCCCAGCGUGCAGCUGAUGUCUUCGUCCAGCAGCAGUCAGCUCCAAACCUCCGGAAACUGGUCUACGGAACAGUCAGUGAAGACAAAGAGGAUGAGGAAGAUGAUGUAUUUGGAGGAAUCUUCCACGUUAGCAAGCUUAACAAAGUAUCCAGAAGCAAAGACAACAGCCUGGAUUCCACAAUAUUUCCUGUGAAGAAUCUUCUUGACUGGGACUUGGAAGAGGUAAGGACUAGUGUCCAGGAUUGUUUUGUGACUGGAAAAUGGGAUUUGGAUGAGGAUGCAGCGGCACUCCUUGAAGAAGAUGAUUCUGUAUAUGGAGCAUUCGAGGAUUUAGAGACGGGAGAGGUUCAUGAGGGGCAACACGAUGCAGUAAAGCAAAGCCAGGAGGAAAAGGAUAUGUCAGAUGACGAAGACAACAAUGAUCCCAGAAACCCAAAGGAGGAGGAAGAACAAAACAGGCGUUUGGCGAAGAAGCGGAAAUUGAAGGAAAUGUUUGACGUUGAGUAUGACGAUGGGGAUGCCACUUACUUCAGUGAUCUGAAAGAUGAAAUGCAGAAGCAAGCACAGCUUAAUCGGGCGGAAUUUGAUGACCAAACUGACGAGACCCGGGUUCAGUACGAAGGUUUCAGACCUGGAAUGUACGUGCGAGUUGAGAUCGAGAACGUACCCUUUGAAUUUGUCACAAACUUCGACUCCCAUUAUCCGUUAAUUCUCGGCGGCUUGGGAAGCAGCGAAGGAAACAUUGGAUAUCUGCAGAUGCGUUUGAAGAAGCAUCGAUGGCACAAGAAGAUUCUGAAGACCAGGGACCCACUGAUCUUCUCACUUGGCUGGAGGCGCUUUCAGACCAUCCCGCUGUAUCACAUAGAGGACCACAAUGGACGUCACAGACUGCUCAAGUACACACCCGAGCACAUGCACUGUACUGCUACUAUUUGGGGUCCAAUUACUCCACAAGGCACAGGGUUUUUUGCAAUUUCAUCUAUGAAUGGUGGUUCGAAAGAUUUCAGAAUUGCAGCGACGGGUGUAGUGCUGAACCUCGAUAAAUCCAUUAGUGUCGUUAAAAAACUCAAGUUGAUUGGAUUCCCAUUCAAGAUAUACAAGAACACCGCCUUCAUAAAGGGAAUGUUUAACUCUGCUCUGGAAGUGGCCAAGUUUGAAAAUGCGUCACUGCGAAGUGUAAGUGGAAUCCGUGGUCAGGUGAAGAAAGCGCUCCGUGCCCCAGAGGGUGCUUUCAGAGCCUCCUUCGAAGACAAGCUGUUAAUGAGUGACAUCAUUUUCAUGAGAACGUGGUACCCAGUUUCGGUGCCGAAGUUGUAUAAUCCAGUCACCUCAUUGCUCAGGCCGAACACUGAAAGGGAGUGCUGGACUGGGAUGAGGACCGUUGGACAGCUCAAACAUGACCUGGGCGUCAGGAUGAAACCCAACAAGGAUUCCCUCUACAAGCCCAUUCAGAGAAAGGCGAAGCAUUUUAACGCCCUCUACAUCCCCAAGGCACUGCAGAAAGCCCUGCCCUUUAAGAGCAAACCCAAAAACCAAGAGAAGCUUCCCAAAAUACCGGGCGAUUUGAAGCGAGUCGCUGUUAUAAAGAGUGCACACGAGAGAAAGAUCUCGGCCCUGAUCUCUGCUCUGAGCACUGUUAAUGCGAACAAGGCACAGAAACAUCACAAGAAAGAGAAGCAACAGCACAAGGAGUUCCUUGCCCAGAAACAGAAAGAGCAAGAGGGUAAGAUUAAAAGGCAAAAAGAAGCUCGAAAGAAAAUCUUCCGAGUGCUGGGUCAGAAGGAGAAGCUCAAAAUGAAAUCCAGCCUGAAGGGAACUGAAGAAGAUUGAAGUACCUGACAUCACUCGUUCACCUGCAGCCACUGACGCUGCAGCAAAUCCUAGCUGCAAAACGAACUGUACAUUUGCAUCAGAACUUGUCCUUCUCCUUUGCACACAUUUUAGGAAGUUCCAUCUGCAAAGAAUAUUUUAUAAAAAUUUAUCCUGAGGCAAAAAGGUAAUGGAAGACAAAAUAUUGCAUUCUCUGUUAAAUACUCCUUGCCUUAUAUAAAGCGUUCUUAGAAAAACUUAAAAA
Messenger RNA from Amblyraja radiata (thorny skate), 3805 nucleotides. It is a transcript of the gene bms1, whose product is annotated as BMS1 ribosome biogenesis factor. The transcript has 21 exons. The record is from RefSeq and is a predicted model, not a curated record. NCBI's taxonomy places the organism in Eukaryota, Metazoa, Chordata, Chondrichthyes, Rajiformes, Rajidae. Gene Ontology annotation, biological process: endonucleolytic cleavage of tricistronic rRNA transcript (SSU-rRNA, 5.8S rRNA, LSU-rRNA); maturation of SSU-rRNA from tricistronic rRNA transcript (SSU-rRNA, 5.8S rRNA, LSU-rRNA); ribosome biogenesis. The annotation marks the transcript as partial. Gene Ontology annotation, cellular component: 90S preribosome; nucleus. Gene Ontology annotation, molecular function: GTP binding; U3 snoRNA binding; GTPase activity.